AUCAUGGCUUGAAGUGCCUAAGCAGCUGGUGGUUAGCCUGAACGAGAAGCUAAAUAGACAAGGGCUCUACUAGUUGAGAGCCGCCGGCCACUUGCCCACCUGCAUCAAAUUCUUCGUGCAUAAAAACCUAAUCGGCACCUCGCCUUGCCGUCGCUUUCCUCCCUCAGAUCUGAGAGAGACAGAUCGAGAUGGGGAGGGGUAAGAUUGUGAUCAGGCGGAUAGACAACUCGACGAGCAGGCAGGUUACCUUCUCCAAGAGGAGGAACGGGCUGCUGAAGAAGGCCAAGGAGCUCUCCAUCCUCUGCGAUGCGGAGGUCGGCUUCAUCAUCUUCUCCAGCACCGGCAGGCUCUACGAGUUCUCCAGCACCAACAUGAAAGCUGUGAUAGACCGGUACGGGAAGGCAAAAGAGGAGCAGCUUGGCGUGAACAAUGCAACUUCAGAACUUAUGCUCUGGCAAAGGGAGGCAGCAAGCUUGAGGCAACAACUGCACAACUUGCAAGAAAGCCACAAGCAACUAAUGGGAGAGGAGCUUUCAGGCCUAGGUGCGAGGGACCUCCAAAGUUUAGAGAAUCGUCUUGAGAUGAGCCUACGUAAUGUCAGAAUGAGGAAGGACCAUAUUUUGAAAAGUGAGAUUGAAGAAUUGCACAGGAAGGGUAGCAUGAUUCACCAGGAAAACAUGGAACUCUGUAGAAGAGUAAAUAUCAUGUCACAACAAAAAAUGGAACUGCAUAGAAAGCUCCAGGCCAGUGAACAAAGAGAUGCUGCUGAUGCAAAUACAAGCUCUAGCACUCCCUACAGCUUUAGUAUUGCACAGGAUGCAGACAUCCCUUCUAAUCUUGAACAGAUACAAUCGCACCAAAAAGAGGGGGAGAACCACAAAACAGGGGCUCCAGAACUGGGGUAAAUUUUUUUUUCUAGAAUCAAAAAGGUUGAGUUACUCCUAGAAGUAUGAAGAAUCCUAAUGAAGAACCUAUGCUUUGAUAUGUUGCAGACUUCAACUGCACUAAAAAAAAUGCAGCAAAAGCUGGAAAAUGUCAUGGCAUUUCACCAAUUUCACGGGUGCAGAGCACUUUGGUUGCAAGGAGUGUUUUGUGAAAUAUACCGAGUGGAAACUGGCUUGUGUACAGACUACAUAUAUGACCAAUCAUGUUAUUUGAUGCUCUACUGUAUUGAAAACGCCAUAUUGGUUAUUGUAACAACUAAUAAGGUGUUUCAAAAAAUAAUUAAUAUGGUACACUUGAUUAUUGUAUUGUUGACUUUGAAAAAUCGUUAGUUCUUAGUGCCUAUAUGCUUGAAAAUGCUCUUUAGUUCAACAGAUCAUUUUCCAUGCAACUGGCUUAUUACAAUCUUUUGGCAAGUAUGGCAAGCAAGAAUUUAUGUGCCAAUCAAGAAUCAAAUGUGCAAUUGUAUCAUAUAUGGUUAUCAACAAUGUUGAGUAACUGGACUAAGUACAAUGCAUAUGUAUCUGAGUAUUUUUCUUGCUGAAAGGAAAAUGUGGAUCCUUGACAGCAACCAAAGGUUAUGCCAACAUGCCCUCAAAAAAAAAAAAAGGUUUACGCCAACAUGAAAUGAAAGUGCUCAAGUACUUUAUAAUACUCUCACGAUUCUUCUUUAUUUGAUGCUAUUGUCUUUUAAUUAUUACUUUACAUGUACACUUAACAACAAAUGGUGUUGUCGCUUUCAAAUGGCAAUCUAGAUACUUCUGAACAUAUUAGCAGCCGAAUUUUUUAAAAACCUGGUCUUGAACAAUAGAAGUACUCAGUUUUCAGAACAUCAAUGUUCCUGACUAUGCCGAUUCUAAAGCAUCAAAUAAAAAAGGGAGGGCGUGUUAGUCGAUCAUCACUUGAUGACUAGUUCUUGGUGGACCAAAUAGGUAUGUGGAUUUGACUAGAAGUUGUAAAUACUAGUUUAAAAUAUCUCAUAUUCUAGUCGAAGCACAGUUCAAGCAGGCGCAGAGAAUGUGAUUUUAUUUUUCAUUGCUUAUAGUUUGAACAUUAAGUUGCAUAGAGGAGAAAGGCCCAUAGAGGUGAAUUACAGGCCCAUGAAUGCAAAUGAACAUUAGAAAUGAAGGUCGUUUGUUCCUGUUUGAAAGGAUUUACAGGGUCACAGCUUCAAGAUCAUUAGUUUCUUAGCGCCUAUUUGCUUGAAAGUGCUCUUUAGUUCAGCAGAUUAUUUUAUAUCCAACUGGAUUAUUGCGAUCUUUUGGCCAGUAUGGCAAGAAAAAAAUUAUGAGUAAAGAAUUAAAUGCGCAGUUGUAUCAAAAUUUAUCAACAGUGUUGAGUAACUGAACUGUUAAUACUCCAACCAUUCUUCUUUAUUUGAUGCUAUUGACCUAUCUUAUUUUAGAAAUUUGGCAAAAAAAAAAAGUUUAAUGAAGUUUCUGGAACGUCAAUGCUCCUGACUACACCGGUUCUAAGUUAUCAAAUAAAAAGAAAGGGAGGGCGUAGUAGUCGAUCAUCACUAAAUGACUAGUUUUUGGUAAGUAAGAAGAACCAGGUAUGUGGAUUUGACUUAAAGACUUAAAGUUGUACUUACUAGUUUAAUUUUUCUCAUAUUCUAGUUGGAGCACACUUCAAGUGGUUAAUUUUUCUCGGAUUCUAGUUGAAGCACACUUCAAGUGGACAUGGAAACUAUGAUUUUAUUUGUCAUUGCUUAUAGUUUGGGAGACACAUCGUAACUUAAUAUCAGAAAAUGUACAAUCAUGAGCUGCACAGACAGUUGCAUAGAAGGAGACAGGCCCAUAGAGGUCAAUUGCAGGCCCAUGAAGGCGAACUGCAGAACCAGCCUUCUAGAUAAUAAGUAUGAG
This is a messenger RNA of Panicum hallii, 2807 nucleotides long. RefSeq names its product MADS-box transcription factor 57-like. The transcript has 8 exons. Gene Ontology annotation, molecular function: RNA polymerase II cis-regulatory region sequence-specific DNA binding; protein dimerization activity; DNA-binding transcription factor activity, RNA polymerase II-specific. The record is from RefSeq and is a predicted model, not a curated record. Lineage: Eukaryota; Viridiplantae; Streptophyta; Magnoliopsida; Poales; Poaceae. The coding region runs from base 189 to 905 and encodes 238 amino acids. Gene Ontology annotation, biological process: positive regulation of transcription by RNA polymerase II. Gene Ontology annotation, cellular component: nucleus.